AUGACAAUUGAAGGAGAAACUGCUGUUAUCAAACAAGCAACCAAUGCCAAUGAUAAUGUCAUUGCAAAUGCCAGUGCCAAUGUCAAUCUCAAUGGCAAUGAAAAUCUCAAGAAAAAUAGAAUUCAGGUGUCCAAUACCAAAAAACCACUAUUCUUCUAUGUCAAUCUUGCUAAGAGGUACCUACAACAGCAUAAAGAGAUUGAGCUUUCAGCCUUGGGCAUGGCCAUCACAACAGUUGUGACGAUAUCUGAGAUUCUAAAAAAUAAUGGAUUUGUUAACGAGAAGAGUAUCUUGACCUCAACGGUUGGAACAAAGGAUGUAGCCAAGGGUCGCACUGUUCAGAAAGCUAGGGUGUGUAUUAAUUGA
Salvia splendens (bonfire salvia) is the source of this 366-nucleotide messenger RNA. RefSeq lists its product as uncharacterized. Lineage: Eukaryota; Viridiplantae; Streptophyta; Magnoliopsida; Lamiales; Lamiaceae. Gene Ontology annotation, molecular function: RNA binding. Gene Ontology annotation, cellular component: nucleus. The coding region runs from base 1 to 366 and encodes 121 amino acids. The record is from RefSeq and is a predicted model, not a curated record. The transcript is spliced from 4 exons.